ACAGCCGGCAAAAUGUAAACAAAGGGUUUUAACAAUUGUUUUGCAUUUUAAGACUUUCAUGUGCAUUUAAUAAAUAGACAUCAAUAAAUAUAACUAAAUAUGUCGAAUAUUGUCCAAUAUAUAAUUGUGCGCAGUGAUUUAAGAUCUACACUAGCGUGGCCAUUAGGUGCAGUGAUAGCCCAGUGUUGUCAUGCGACAGCUGCCGUCAUGCAUUUGUAUGCCGACGAUGACGACACAAAGGCCUAUGUAAGUGACUUGGACAAUAUGCACAAAGUGGUAUUAGAGGCUAAAGAUGAAGGAGCACUGAUCAAACUGGCUGAAAAAUUAAAGGCAAAUGAUGUUAAACAUAAAAUGUGGAUUGAACAACCGGAAAAUAUUCCAACGUGCAUAGCGAUAAAACCCUAUAUUAAAGACAAUGUUCACAAAUUUGUUAAACAUCUUAAAUUGCUUAAGGAAUAAAGUGGUCUAAGAACACACAUGCGAAAGCUAA
This is a messenger RNA of Rhagoletis zephyria (snowberry fruit fly), 490 nucleotides long. RefSeq names its product putative peptidyl-tRNA hydrolase PTRHD1. NCBI's taxonomy places the organism in Eukaryota, Metazoa, Arthropoda, Insecta, Diptera, Tephritidae. The record is from RefSeq and is a predicted model, not a curated record. Gene Ontology annotation, molecular function: peptidyl-tRNA hydrolase activity.